Lethenteron reissneri (Far Eastern brook lamprey) is the source of this 5130-nucleotide messenger RNA. RefSeq names its product E3 ubiquitin/ISG15 ligase TRIM25-like. Gene Ontology annotation, molecular function: zinc ion binding; protein binding. The record is from RefSeq and is a predicted model, not a curated record. NCBI's taxonomy places the organism in Eukaryota, Metazoa, Chordata, Hyperoartia, Petromyzontiformes, Petromyzontidae.
CAGCCUCUCCCUGAGCCUAACAGCUAGCGUUCCGAGCGAAGCUAUGAUUCAUGGCGAGCGCGACUAACAGUGAGAGUGUGGCUCGUUAGCUGUGCUGCUGCAUCUGCUUGGACAAGUGCUUCUGCUCCUCCACGCUAAUCUGCGGACACUCGUUCUAUCCUCUGGUGUCUGGAGGCUGCCUGGGAGACAAUGAGCCACUUAAGCUGCCCGCAGUGCCGAGCAGCUUUCCCUGUGCGACGCUAGCUGAGGAGGAACGUGGCCCUUCACCAAUAUCUCGGAGCAGCUAAAAGUUGGCGACAGGAUGGCCACGGCCGUCGUUUGUGACAUCUGCGGUGACGGCCAGACCCCUGCAGUGAAGACUUGCCUGAGAUGCGAAAUGUCCUACUGUUUUUCACACUUCAGACCUCACGUGGAGAAUCCCAGGUUGAGAUAUCAUGCCAUGGUGGAUCCUACUGCGAGUUGGGACGAGCGAAGAUGCCCUAAGCACAGUGAGGAGCUGAAAUUCUACUGCACAAAAGACAGCAGCCUGGUCUGCUCAACUUGCACCAUCGCAGGUGAACACAAAGGACAUGAUGUCACUAUGCUGAAGAAGGAGCACGAGACACGGAAGAUACACGUAAGAGAGGAAACGCGAGCGGUGGAGGAGAAGAGGAAGGAGGCGGAGGAGUCUGUGAAGCGGAUGGAGGCUGCUCGCAGGGAGGCGCAGAUGGAGAGAAUGCAUGGAUUCUCAAGAGGGAGUGUGGUGCAGCUGGAGUGUGGUGCAGCUGUUUUGCUGUACGGGAGGUUGCACACCGGCACUGACGCAGAGCAAUUGGUGGCUGGGAUCAGGGGUCGCAUCAUAGGCAAGUUCGCUCACCUAAGAAAGGCUCUGGACGAGGACGAGAGGGAAGCUCUACGUCGCGUGGCCAUGAAGGAGCGCGAGCUGCUAUCCCGGAUCGAGGAGAACAUCGCUCAUCACAAGGGGGAGAUCGCCGAGCUCCAGGCAGCGGCCACUCGCCUGCGCACUCUUCAGCUUGAGAAGGACUCGCUCACCUUCCUGCAGGGGCACCUGGAGGAGACGCACAGGAGAGAGAUCCAAAAGGAAUCCGCACCUCCACCUCCCACUUCACUGGACGCCACCACGAUCCGCUCCCUUGAAAGAGGGAUGCGCAGACUCCUGCCUCUCGUCUAUGGACGCUCACCGACUCUGGACACAAACUCAGCCUGCGACUACAUCCAAAUUUCCUCGGAUCUCAGGACGGUGACGUGGAGCGGUGUCUCCCAGGGUCGCCCCCAACACCCACACCGGUUUGAUGUGAAGUUACAAGCCCUGUGCUCCGAGAGCUUCUCGUCGGGUCAGCACUACUGGGAGGUGGACGUAGGAGGCAGCACUGGGCAGUGUUGGAUUGGAGUCGCGUAUGGGACGAUCCCACGGAGAGGGCGUGGUGCUGAGUGUGGCCUGGGAUGCAGUGACGUCUCCUGGAGUCUAAGGAAAGUUGACGAUAGCUUCUCAGUGUGGCAUGGCGGAGUAGCAACCUCACUGUUGGUGCCGGAGCCUACACGAAGAGUCGGGGUUCAUCUGGACUGGGACGCGGGGCUCCUGUCUUUUUACAGCGCCGACUCCAUGGCACUGUUACACUCGGUUCACCAAACCUUCGAUCAGCCUCUAUAUCCAGGGUUGGGAGUGGGGGGAUGGUAUAUCGGUAAAUUUGGUGAGUCAGUGACGAUUGUGGAUCUGAGUCGUGCGUCCUAAGAGAGGUGAAGGUGAACACCAUAGAGAGCAGACACUACGACGCAUGGCGCUCACUACUGUCAUCACUGUUACACGCAAUGCCACACUCUUGACUGGUUGGUGAGUAUCAGUGGUUAGGAGUGCGUCGCUCUCCAUUAGAAUUAGGGGGCUGGGCCUAAAUCCUCACGACCUUCUAAGGUAGGGGUUGGCAACCCAAAAUAACAAGAAAAUAUAUUUUUUGUUCGAAUUACGUAAAAACAACUCCAUUUCAAGAGCCGCUACAAUGCAUGUGGUGAAUAUGAGACAGUGGCUCUUUAAUAAACAACGUUACGAAGCAGUUUCUUAAAGAGCCGCAUGCGGCUCCAGAGCCACAGGCUUUCAACCUCUGGUCUAGGGAGUGAUACAAUUUCAGUUUCAUUUAUUUGGUAUAGCCCUGUGAGCCAUUUAGCUCUUGAAUCGGGUGCAACCGCAACAAACAAAAAACAAAAACAUGAAACAAAAACAUAAACAAGAAAACAUAUUAAAGUGACUAUGUGCAAACAGAAAAUCCAGGAAAAGACAGCAAAAUAUUCCACAAAAAGCAACGUACACCAACGCUGUGUGCAAAAAUCCCAGGGGGAUGCAAGUCAAACAACAACAACCACAAGACAAACUUAGAUUCAAGCCAUCAGUCUAACUCCGUACUACAACAAACAAACAUGGCCAAACCAAAAAGCGUUUUGCAAUCACCAAAAUAAAUUCAUAAAAGCAAUGUAACAGUGAUCAUAGGAACUGUGACCGAAUUUUCACAAUAAACGUCAUAAACAACAUAUACCACCAGACCCUACAGCCAUAGCUGGCUGCAUGAGUCACUCCACAACAGCAGGAGCAUCAGUCGGAGUAUCAAAAAUUUUCAAUGCACCUUCAAGAUCAGCACACUAAUUCAAAACACAGAUCAUACUUUGCAGCGGUCAUCCGGAGAGAAACAUUUUGGUUGAUUUUAGGUCACUGAAUAGCAGUGGCAGCUAGGGGUGUACAACUCCUCUAGAGCAGUUUUGAGUGAAGAUCUUAUAGGUAGUGAUUCAAGUUGCAGUUUAUUGGCGAUAUCAUUCAAGACCCUGGGGGCAUCAAUAGCAAAGGCCCUUCCUCCAGUAUUUGUGGACUGAGACACACACACACACACAUAUGGACUCACACACACAGACACAUAGACAUGCACUUGAGAUACACACACAUGGACUUACACACACAUAUAUGGAUGUAGACACAUAUAGCGACUCACACAAACACACACACCGACUCACACACACAUUGACGUAAACACACAUAUGUACCUACACACACAUAUGGACGAAGACACACACACAUGGACUUACACACACACAGCGACGGAUACGCACACAAAUGGACUGACACGCACACUUGGACUGACACACACACAUAAACACUUUGACGUACACACACACAUGGGGCGUUGUCCAUUCAAAAAAGACAGACACACACAUGGAGUUAAAGACACGCAUGGCUCUCCAUGCACACACAUAUGGACUCAAAGACACACACAUCGACGGGCACAGUAAUCCCCGAUGAUGGCACAGCCAUCAGUAUGGCAGUACUACGUAUGAGGAAAUAGCGUGACGUUAGCGAUGGAAACAAUAGAAAUGUAUUGAAGAAAUAUUCAAAAAUCACAGACUGGCAGUAGACCGUGGCAGCGUCAUAAAAGCGCAGCAAAAAAAGAGAAAAUUGAGCAACGUAAUAAUCCAAAAAGACUUUGUGCACACAAACAUAAUUAUUGUAACAUCUGUCAACUUGUUUCAUAAUGGUAAACAAUGGACCUGAGUUGUUAUCUGCACACAAUAUCUGGCAACGUAUUUGUUUAAUAAUAAUAAUAAGCAAUGAACGUGAUUAAUGAUCUGCACACAAACAUUAUUAUUGUAAUGUUUGUGAACUAAUGUGUUUAACAAUAGUAAACAAUGGACUUGCGUUGUUAGCGUAAGAAGCAAGGAACUCUGUUCGCACCAUAGCCAUGUUGAGGCCUUGUGCCAUGCGUAGCCCCCAUCCUGGCCUACAUUGGCGAGGCGGUGGAGUUGGCACAUUGCCAGGCUAGGGGCUGGGCCGCUACCCCCCCCCCCCCCCCAGCAUUACCAGCGCGUGCAAGAAUAUUGCUAUGUAAGCACUAAAAUAUUAUUAUCUACGGAGUCUGUACUAUAAACUGGACGCAUCGUGUUAAGGGGGGCGAAGAGGACAUGACACUGUGAAUAAAUAUCCGCAGCGUUAUGUGUCUAUGUGUUGUCUGUAAAAUGCGUAAAAGGAAAUGUCCCCCGUGAGGUCGAGCGAACGCGCAGCACUUGUGGCAGGGUCCGCCCACCCACGCAAUUGUCGUCACUUGGUACGGUGGAUGUCGCGCAAUAAGUAAAUAAUGAAUAAUAGAAACAGCACAAAUGUGUUAAUUAAACUACUUUAACGUUUACGGAUGGGAAAACGGAAUAGCCUAUUCCCACCGCGGGGCUUAGGGCGUGCUGCCUGUCAAAUCUUUUUCUACGUGAAGCCCACCGUCCAAGAGCCAAAUCUCCCGCAAGCGCGAACACGCGGAGAUUGUAAUAUAAAAGAGAAGAAAAAAGAAAAGAAGAAGAAAGAAAGAUGUCACAGUAAUCAAGUAGAGGCAGUAUGUUAGCUUUUAUCAAUUCCAAACGGAACAUAGGGUGGAAGCAGUGUUUGUGUCGAUACAGAAAACCAAUUUUUAUUUUUGUCUUUUUACCAAUAUAAUCAAUGUGAUCUUCAAAAUUCAGUUUUGAAUCCAGGAUGACCCCAAGAUACUUAUAGAUAUUGUCUCGCUCUAUUUUUUAAAAUUAUUAUUUAAGGAAUGUAAUUGGGGAAAAAUAACUUCCUGCUUUAGUCCUGGUGAGCAUUGCACCUUGGUUUUAGAGGUAUUCAGGAUUAGUUUAAGAGCAACUAGCUGAUGUUGUAUUUCGUUGAAAUCACCCUGAAUAUAACUACCAGUAUGAAAUAUAAUAAUAGGUUUGACUCCUUUCUGGCAUUAAAAUAGGUUGUUAAGAUGUUCAAACAUUAAAUAAAUACAUUUUACAAGGAAUGAAGUCAGCAUUAACCACACAUACUUGUAGCAACACAUGGAAACAUGUGUGCUUUGAUAAUAAUGUAUGCACUGUCUUUGAAACCAAUUGGCCUACACCAGAGACAGCCUUGUGUGUGAAGCCAACAUGGAUGUAUUCACUCUGCCAGAGGAGUGUGAUUAUAGUGUAGCAGUGCUAUGAUUAUCAAUGGUAAAAUGGGAUUUGUUUUUCCACUGUUAGUGUAAUACAUUGUGGAGAAGAGAGCCAAUAAAAAUAUUCAGUUUAAAAAGUAGUAAUGUACACUUACAAAAAUGCAAUUAUAACGCUUGUAUCGUUGAUUCUGCAAUAAAAAUGAUUGAAUAUAAAUGU